Messenger RNA from Exophiala dermatitidis NIH/UT8656, 2429 nucleotides. RefSeq lists its product as uncharacterized. Gene Ontology annotation, molecular function: nucleic acid binding; zinc ion binding. Gene Ontology annotation, cellular component: preribosome, large subunit precursor. The transcript has 2 exons. Gene Ontology annotation, biological process: ribosomal large subunit biogenesis. The record is from RefSeq and is a predicted model, not a curated record. NCBI's taxonomy places the organism in Eukaryota, Fungi, Ascomycota, Eurotiomycetes, Chaetothyriales, Herpotrichiellaceae. The coding region runs from base 61 to 1878 and encodes 605 amino acids.
GAGACCCUGAAGAUCUCCAGCAUAAACUCGGACCCAUACUAUUUUCGGGGUUGGUGGAGCAUGGAAAAAGUCGACAGCGAUUCACGUCACUUUGUCACUGUUUCGUCUGUGUCGCCGUCUCAUCUUUUCGCUGUGCCCCGUGAAAAGCGCCACAUCCGCGACCCUCCAACAUUAUUCACUUCAUCGUCAAUACUAUUUCAAACAUCGGCCACUGUAGCCACCAACUCUCACACAGUUGCCAGUGGUUCUCUUCCUCCUCGUUCCUCCUCUCUUCCUAUCUCCUCUGCUCAACCUAGAUAUCUUUCUGCCCCGAUAUCGACAGCCAUCAUGGCGACCGCCGCACCCGCACCUGUCGACAUCGCGCAGACUCACCCGUACACCUGCAAUUCCUGCGCCGUCGCCUUUCGCAACAGCGAUGCCCAGCGGACUCAUAUGCGAAGUGACUGGCACCGAUACAAUCUUAAGAGAAGACUAGCCGAACUGCCUGCGGUGUCCUCGGAAGACUACAAUGAGAAAGUCCUUGCCGCACAAGCCACGAACAAAGCCGCCGCUGCUCAAGCCUCGUUUGCCAAAUCGUGCCCGACUUGCCAGAAGACGUACUACAGCGAGAAUGCAUACCAGAACCAUCUAGCCAGCAAAGCACAUCGAGCAAAAGAGUUGGCGGGCAACAAGAGUUCGAGAGCAGACUCGGUCUCUCAGUCAGCAGUGAGCCCCUCAGAACCACGGGAUCCGGAAGCCGAAGCCGAGUUUGAAAAGGUGGUUGCCGGAAUGAAAGAGACGUCGAUACAAGAACCUCCUGCUUCAAUACUACGCAGACCUUCGGCACCCCCGCCAGACGUCGAGCCGAAGGAGGAUCAUCCCAUGUCCCCGGAAAAGCCUGUGGUGUCCGCCAUUCCUUUGUCCAGAUGUCUCUUCUGCAACUACGACUCACCCAAUGUCAAACUCAGCGUCGCGCAUAUGACCAAGAUUCACGGCCUCUUUAUCCCUGAGCAGAACUAUCUGGUCGACCCCGAGGGACUUCUGCGAUAUAUGCAAGCCAAGAUUCACGAGAACUUUGAAUGUCUGUACUGCCACAAACUGCGCGGGAACGCCGAGGGCGUGCAGACUCACAUGCGGGACAAGGGACACUGCAAAAUUGCCUUUGAGACGGAAGAAGAAAUGAUUGAGGUCGGGCAAUUCUACGACUUCUCCAGCACAUAUUCAGACGACGGUGGGGACGAGUCAGAAACUGAGGCCAAGUCGAAACAAAACGGCGGUGUCAAAUUGAACGGUUGGGGAGAGGCCGAAGCAGAUGAUGGAUGGGAGACAGAUUCGUCCUUUUCAUCGCUCGACACCAAUGAUCUUGCCUCGGUCCCCAAUGAUGACCGCACAUCAUCAUAUCAACGUCUACCCAUGCAUCGUCACCAUUCCAACACUGAUCCGAGACCGCAUCGAACAGCCGAUGGGUUUCAUUCUCAUGCACAUCACCAUAACAAUGCAGUCUUCUACGACGAACACGAAAUGUAUCUUCCCAGUGGUCGCGUGGCGGGUCACCGAAACUUGCGGAAAUAUUACCGACAAAACCUGCAUUCGUACCCUACCGCGGCAGAAAGAAUGGAGCGAGCCCAGAGACUAAUUGAAGAAGGAAGUUCGGAUGCAGAGAUGGAGGACAUCGAUGAUAAUGACAUCCAGAUGCCCCCUGCCACUCCGCCUCGGAACAGCCUUAUGAGACGCGGCGAGGCUGGUAUGCUAGGUGCAUCUAAUCAGCAACGGAGAGAUGUGCGGUCUCAGGAAAUCCGAAGUCGAACAAAAGCACAACGUCAACAGAACCGCUAUCAGGCCAAACUGGAGAAACAGAACAAUUUCCAGAAACAUUUCAGAGAUCCAUUGCUCCAGUGAUUUCUGCAUGUCGAGAGUUUCUUUUCGUCUGCACGGGAUGGAGGGCGUCUUUCUUUCAGCGGGCACAGGAUUGCAUUGCACGGACCGGACUUUCCGCGGGGAGUUUUCUCGAGUGGCAUUCAACUUGCUAGGGAGGUGCAUCUAGAAGGUUAGACAAAAAAAAAACAAAAGAACCACAAGGAUGAAGCGUCGGCCGGGACCCGCAGCGCUGAUUCACGGGCGAAAGGCAGACUCUAUGGAUGGGAUGAACACCGCCGUGCAGGAAGGUCUAAUGGCAAGAAAGUCAAGGUUUCUAGGCCAAGCAGAGCCUGAGGGCGGCGAAUGUUCUAGUCGCUGAUAUGUUGUAUGAUUCUUUAACGCGCUUUAUGGCCAUCAGGGUCAGUCCGAGAAAGGGGGAAGCGUCUAGCCCCCAUCAAUACCUAGUAUCUGCACUGUUGCCAUUGUGUCUGUCGUUUCUUGGUUCCUUCCACCCAUUGUCUCUGUCGCUGCUGGCAAUCAAGUUAUCAUCACCAUACCGCAAGCCAGGCUCUGGUUGUGGCAUUUUAUCCCGG